Messenger RNA from Durusdinium trenchii, 1808 nucleotides. The record is from the annotation of a GenBank genome assembly. NCBI's taxonomy places the organism in Eukaryota, Dinophyceae, Suessiales, Symbiodiniaceae.
AGUUUUGCUCAGACUAGGACUGUGCCAUGAAUUUCAAAAGUUUAAAGUUUAAACAUUACCAAUACUUAAAGUUGGAAUUGCGUAGAAAGGCGGCGCCAUGGCAAUGCGUGCGCAUGCCGCCAGAAUGCAUUUGCAUUCCCACAUAUUGCCAGUGCCUUUGCUUAGUCGACUGAGACUUGGUCAGUGUAUCAGGAAGUUUGCAGUCGAUCCCUAUGCAUCCGAGGAGGAUCCUUACCGCCCCAGCUUUGGACAGCGAGGAGGCCGCGCACCCCGGUUUGAAGGAAGACCAUUCAGACGUGGCUCUGACUUUGAGGAUGCUCGUGGUUUUCGAGACAGAAGUGAUUUGACUGGGAUGCCAGACCGCAUGGGAAGCCUCGGCCAAAACUUGAGACAGCUGAAUUGGCAAGAGGAGCAGUUGGUGAACAUUCAAAAGAACUUUUACACGGAACACCCAGCCAUAGCUUCAAUGAGCGAACAGGAGGUAGCGGAAGCAAUGAAGGCCUUGAAUGCAAACAUAGAAGGUCGAAAACCUCACCCAAGGCCCGUAAAGAGCUUCGAUCAAGUAGGAAUGCCCGAGGAUGUCCUGGAAAAAGUCAAGGCUGCUGGUUUUGAGGGACCCACUCCGAUCCAAGCCAUCGGCUGGCCCACUGCCUUGAGUGGACGAGACAUGGUGGGUAUUGCCCAAACGGGCUCAGGGAAGACCUUGGCGUAUUUGUUGCCGGGUAUCGUCCAUAUAGCAGCGCAACCUCCGCUGCGUCCUGGAGACGGUCCUAUUGGCUUAAUCUUGGCGCCAACACGGGAACUCGCUAUGCAGAUCCACUCAGAGGUGAUGCGCUUCACUGAGGGGACAAGAAUACGAUCCACAGCAGUUUAUGGAGGAGUACCACGAUAUGGUCAGGCCUCAGACCUGCGACGAGGAGUUGAGAUCUUGAUCGCUACUCCGGGACGAUUGCUGGACUUUCUCGAGUCUGGCACAACAACCCUCAAGCGUGUGACAUACUUGAACUUGGAUGAGGCUGACAGGAUGUUGGACAUGGGCUUUGAGCCACAGAUCCGGAAGGUUGUGUCCCAAAUUCGUCCGGACAGACAAACUUUGAUGUGGUCUGCAACUUGGCCAAAAGAGAUCCAAAGACUGGCAAGGGACUUCUGUCGAGAGGAUCCUGUGAAGCUCACCAUUGGCACAGAGGAGUUGUCCCUGAACCCGCAGAUUGUACAGCAGAUCGAGGUUGUCGGAGAGUAUGACAAGCGGGAUAGAUUCAUGAGCUGGAUGAAGGGCACAGGUGAUGAGCAGAAGAUCCUGGUCUUUACUGAGACAAAGCGUGGCGCGGAUUCACUUUGCCGCGAGCUACAGUACCAAAGCUUAUCUGCAAGUGCCAUACAUGGUGACAAGGAGCAGAGACAGCGUGACAAGACUCUCCAUGACUUUAGAUCUGGACGUUGCAACAUUCUUAUUGCCACCGACGUAGCACAAAGAGGCCUCGACAUCAAAGAUGUCAACUAUGUGGUAAACUAUGAUGUUCCCAAAACCGUCGAAGAUUACAUCCAUCGCAUUGGGCGGACAGGGCGUGGAAGUGCUACUGGCACAGCCGUUACCUUUUUUCCGGCUGAUGCAUACACACCGGAUAUGAUCCGGAUGGCGCGAGCCAUCAGCAAGGCCAUGCGAGACGUUGGGCAAAAACCACCCCAAGAGCUUCUUGAAAUUGCAGGUCCUGGCAGGCGCUGAUGAGAAGCCUGGAGUGAGUUCAAAGAGCUUGCCAAGCAAUUCAACUAGGGCUUGUGGAGGAAACAAUGAGUCAUUCAAGAAAUGC